AUGCUCUCCGUUAAACUUCUCCUCCUGGCUCUUCUCCCCUCGACUACCCUCGCCCAAUUCACCAUUGGCGAGGUCGUCGAGGAUAACUACAUCGUCACCUUGAAGCCCAAAGUAAAGGAGGAGGAAAUCGAGCAGCAUAUUGAAUGGGUUGGCGAUAUCCAUACCGCGAGCUUGGAGCGUCGUGGAGAGGAUGGUGUUGAUAAGGUUUGGAACUCUACCUUUAAGGGGUAUUGUGGUGAGUUUGAUAAGAGCACUAUCAAGAAGAUCAACGAGAGUUCAGAUGUCCUUGCUGUUGAGCCGGUUAGAGAGGUUCUGUUGGCUGCUGUCCAGCCCAAUGCUGAAUGGGGCCUUGCGUCCAUCUCGCACCGCACUACCGGUUCUAAGGAGUAUCUCUAUGAUGCCUCUGCUGGCAAUGGCAUGUUUGCCUAUCUCAUCGAUACUGGUAUCAGAUUGAGCCACAAAGACUUUCAGGGACGAGCUUCUAACGGUUACAACGCUUAUCCUGGCGUUCCAUUCGUCGAUGCCAACGGCCAUGGAACACACUGCGCCGGUACCAUCGCUGGAAAGGAAUACGGUGUAUCCAAGAGAGCGCAGCUCAUCGCAAUCAAGGUCUUCCAUGACGCCGGCUCAACCACUGCUAUUGUCCUUGACGGAUACAACUGGGCAGUCAACAACAUCACUAACACCCCCGGCCGCAACCAACAAUCCGUAAUCAGCAUGUCCCUCGGCGGCGGCAAAUCCGACGCCUUCAACCUCGCCAUCGAAAUGGCCUACCGCCAAAACAUCCACACAGUAGUCGCAGCCGGCAACUCCAACGUCGACGCAAAAGACACAUCCCCCGCCUCGGCCCCCAACGCAACAACAGUCGGCGCCAUCGACAGAAACAACAACAGGGCCAGUUUCUCCAACUUUGGCCCCUUUGUGGAUAUCUUUGCACCUGGCGUGGGCAUCAAGAGCACGUGGUACACGAGCGAUACUGCGACGGAGACGUUGAGCGGUACGAGCAUGGCUUGUCCGCAUGUUGCGGGCUUGUCGCUGUAUUUGAGGGCCAAGGAGGGGUUGAGGACUGUUAAGAGUGUGCAAGAUCGGAUUAAGAGCCUUGCUACUAAGAAUGUGGUUGGGAAUGCUGGGGCUGGGAGUCCGAAUUUGUUGGCGUAUAAUGGAGGUGUUCCUAAGAAGAGUACGAUUUGGUUCGCUGAUCGUGAUCGAGAGUAG
Fusarium coffeatum is the source of this 1215-nucleotide messenger RNA. RefSeq lists its product as uncharacterized. Gene Ontology annotation, biological process: proteolysis. Lineage: Eukaryota; Fungi; Ascomycota; Sordariomycetes; Hypocreales; Nectriaceae. The transcript has 3 exons. The record is from RefSeq and is a predicted model, not a curated record. The coding region runs from base 1 to 1215 and encodes 404 amino acids. Gene Ontology annotation, molecular function: serine-type endopeptidase activity.